AUGGUUCUGCACACAUCCCCCUACCCAAGUGCCUUUCUAAGUUUUCUCAACAACCUGUCCUGGGCCUUGGUUUUCCCCUGUUACUGGAUGCUGGACAGGCUCAUGGCCUCAUGUGUGGCCACGUCACUUGAAAAGCGAAGGCGCUCACAGGACCCCUGCUCCUUUCUGGCUCUAGGGAUGUUAAUUUCUACACCGCUGUACCUAGUACUGCUCCUGGCCUCACUACCGUUUGCCCUGCUGGGAUUCCUGGUCUGGGCACCUCUGCAGGCAUCCCGCCACCCAUAUAUCUACUCAUACCACAAACCAGACAAAAAUCAGGCCGAGCAUGGUAACGUUGCAGGAUCUGGGGCAGGGAUUCGUGAAUGGCGCCCACAAGGCCGCAGUUUCUGCUUCGGCAGUGCCAACGUGUGCCUUCUUCCGGACUCGCUGGCUCGCUUCAACAACUUGGCAGACACGCAGCGCAGGGCGCGAGAGGUGGGCAAGCGCAUCCGUAACGGUGCGAGCCGACCACAGAUCAAGAUCUACAUUGAUUCUCCUACGAACACCUCAAUUAGCGCUGCAUCCUUCUGCAGCGUGGCCACGCAAGGCUUCCGACGUACAUCCUCAUUAGACCAGCGUCCUGAACCAGCAACAGUAAGUGAUGGUGACAGUGAUCCUGUUGCAGAGUGUCCUGUGCAUUCAUCAGGUGGAACAAGUUCGGAUUGCCCCGUCCAUAACACCCAAAGUGUUCCUGAAUGUCCCUUGCACACUAAUGGCGAAGAAGCAUCUUCAGAUUGUCCAAUCCACCAACCAGCAGAUAUGCAGGCAUCCAGUGAUUGUCCAGUCCACUCCACCACAGUGGUCACAAACUCAGAAGAAUGUCCCUUGCAUCCGUCUGGGGUCCAAAUCAGCAUCACAUCGCCUGACCCUGAACCUUCUGAGGCCGAAUUCCGAAAUCAUCGGUCCAGUGAGGGAGACAUAGGCAGCUUGCAAAGUCGCACUGCCUCCCGCGAGUCUUUGACCCGUUUCCAUGGUGCCACAGAUGGGGGAAUACCAUCCAAUAAUACACUCUCACAGCACCGUGCCUCUUUCUUCAAAAGGCCUGUUGGCCGCAAACGUCGACAUGGGGACGAUGGCUUUGACCACGAGAUCUCAGCCUUUUUUCCUGCCAAUUUGGAUUUCCUGUGCCUGCAGGAAGUGUUUGACAGACGGGCAUCGGAACGACUUUGCUGUCAGCUGCACCGCUACUUCCCAUAUGUCCUGAGUGACGUGGGACGCUACGGCUGGAAGGGUUGCUGCUCAAGAUUCAAGUUCCUAAACAGUGGCCUCGUCCUGGCCAGCCGCUACCCCAUCCUGGAUGCACAUUUCGAGUGUUAUCCCAAUGGCCGUGCGGAGGAUGCACUUGCUUCCAAAGGUGUUCUCUAUGCCAAGGUCCAGGUGGGCACCUCGCAUCAGGAACAGAGGAUUGUAGGGUACAUCGCCUGCACCCACCUUCACGCUGUCGAAGGCGAUGCGUCCGUGCGUUGCGAGCAGUUAGAUCUGCUCCUGCAGUGGGGCGCUGAGUUUAGGAGGGCCACGUCUCAAUCCGCAGGUCAGGAGAAAGGUAUGGAGGACCAGGUGGCCUUCGACGUCAUCCUCGGAGACCUGAACUUCGAUAACUGCUCCUCAGAGGAUAAGUUGGAGCAGCAGCACGCUAUAUUUACUCAGUACAGAGAUCCGUGUCGUCUGGGGCCUGGAGAGGACAAACCGUGGGCUUUGGGUACCCUGCUGGACACGAGUGGUUUGUAUGAUGAAGAAGUCAGCUCGCCAGAGAGUCUACAAAAGGUUAUGGAGAAUGAAGAAGGCAGAAAGGAGUACUUGGUUUUCCCAGCGAGUAAGAACCAGUGUCCAAGUCAGAAGGGACGUAAGAUCCCGCUGAAGGGAAAUGGACGCAGGAUCGACUACAUCCUGUACAGAGAGGAAGGCGUGUACGCCGACUGGAAAGUGGACAUUGAGGAGUUCAGUUUCAUCACUCAGCUGGCCGGACUGACCGAUCACCUCUCUGUGGCAGCGCGACUUGCCGUGUCUACAGGGGAGGAAGAGUCAUAAAUCCGGCUUCCUGUUACACAAUGCCACGGACAGAGCGAGAGAGAGCGAGAGAGAGAAAGCAGAACUAAAUCCUUCCCAACUGCGGAAUGGAAAGGAAAAUAAGUGUGUGACGUUUUAAAUCUUGCCUCAUCCUCAUCAGUGACAGCAUGGAGGCACGGCAUCAAACACAAACACCCACAUACACUCACGCUCACCCACAUAUACACCCACACACACACACACACACACACACACACAAAACACUGAUGGGCACACUGUCCUCUGUUUUACCCAGAGACACACGGUGAUCUCACUCUCUCACUUCCUCUUUUGGGUAUCUCUACAUUCACACUCGAGAGUGAGAGUUUACGUCCUUAUCGUGCUUUAUCA
Ictalurus furcatus (blue catfish) is the source of this 2436-nucleotide messenger RNA. RefSeq names its product sphingomyelin phosphodiesterase 3 (gene smpd3). The coding region runs from base 1 to 2067 and encodes 688 amino acids. The transcript has 7 exons. Gene Ontology annotation, molecular function: sphingomyelin phosphodiesterase activity. Gene Ontology annotation, cellular component: extracellular region; cytoplasm. The record is from RefSeq and is a predicted model, not a curated record. NCBI's taxonomy places the organism in Eukaryota, Metazoa, Chordata, Actinopteri, Siluriformes, Ictaluridae. Gene Ontology annotation, biological process: sphingomyelin metabolic process.